Molecule: messenger RNA, 1955 nt
Organism: Cercocebus atys (sooty mangabey)
Lineage: Eukaryota; Metazoa; Chordata; Mammalia; Primates; Cercopithecidae
Gene: GNLY
Product: granulysin
Exons: 5
Coding region: 558-1100 (180 amino acids)
Biological process (GO): defense response to bacterium; antimicrobial humoral immune response mediated by antimicrobial peptide; killing of cells of another organism
Cellular component (GO): cytolytic granule
Source: RefSeq, a predicted model, not a curated record
GGAGAGGCUUCCCGGCCUCUGCUCUUCAAACCAAAGUACUACAGGGGACAUGAGUCCCAGAGUUACAGGACCCCAGCUAUGGUUCAUGUGUAAAGGGAACCAUUAGGUAACCAGUGGAAAUGAUAAAGAAGAUCUAUAUUUACAGAUGUGGAAAGAUGUUCGUGGUAUAUUGUUAAAUUUAAAAAGCUGUUUAAAAAUAGGUUUUGGAUCAAGUGAGAUGACUCACUUAUACUUUUAGUAUAAGUAUGUCCCACGCAGGAUUUGGAACAUACUUGUACUAAGCGGUUUCUCCCUCCAUUAGCACAUCCCAAGCAUCCAGGCAGCUGCUGGCCUCCAGCAACCCGGCAUUCUAGUUGUGUGGGAGUGGGGUGUGGCGUGAACCCUGUGGGCUACCACUGCACUGACCUGCUUCUCCAUAAAUUAGUAUUUGUAUUUGUGGUAAACCCAGUGACACAGGGAAGAUGACAUACAAAAAGGGCAGGACCUGAGAAAGGUUAAGCUGCAGGCUCCCUGCCCACAAAACAGGGUGUGAAAGGCAUCUGAGCAGCUGCCCCACCAUGGUUACCUGGGCCCUCCUUCUCCUUGCAGCCAUGCUCCUGGGCAACCCAGGCCUUGGGGUCAGUGUGAGCCCCAAGGGCAAGGACACUUCUGGAAGGGAGAGUGGAUUUGGCUGGGCCAUCUGGCUGGAAGGUUUGGUCUUCUCUCGUCUGAGCCCUGAGUACUAUGAAGUGGCAACAGCCCACCUGUGUGACAAGGAGCAAUCCUGCCCGUGCCUGGCCCAGGAGGGCCCCCAGGGUGACCUGUUGAUCAAAAUGCAGGAGCUGGACUUCGACUGCAAGAUCUGUCUGAGGAUAAUCCAGACACUGAAGGCUAUGGUGAAUGAGCCCACCCAGAGAAGCAUUUCCAGUGCUGAGGCCCGUGUGUGUAGGAUGGUGAGGUCACAAUGGCGCGACGUCUGCAAAAAUUUCAUGAGGAGGUAUCAGCCUAGAGUUACCCAGGGCCUCCUGGCCGGAGAAACUGCCCAGAAGAUCUGUGUGGACCUCAGGUUGUGUGAACCUUCUAUGGGUGAGUGCAGAGGUGACAGCAGGGAUGCCUCCUGAGGGGUGGAGACAGUUUCCCCCAGGAUAUAUCAAAGCUGCCUUCUUAGGACACAUUACUCCCCCAUCUCCCAGCACAGGAAAGUGUGGAGAAUUGAGCAGAUGGACUUUAGCUAGAAAUGUUUGAGAAAUACUGAUUAGAGCUUGGGCUUUAGACACAGGUGGUCGUGGAGUAAAAUCUGGUCUCCAUCUCUCCCUGGCUGUGUGACUUUAAGCAAAUAACUUGACCUCUCUGAGCUUCAGUUUCUUCAUCUGUGAAGGGGAGAUAGCAAUCCUGAUUUUUGAGAUUGGAAUGAGAAUUGAAGGAGGUCACCGUGUGCGUAGACCUGACCCUGGAGAAAUGUCCUCAGACUGAGGCUAUUCAAGGUCAUCAGACCCUCAGUCAAACUCCAAUCCCCAGCCCAGCAUGGGUCCCUGGGGUCGGGAACUGGGGCCACAUCCUCCCCCACAAUUCUGGGUCCUGAGAGCUGGGCUAGGGAACCCUUCAGGCAGGGGAGCGUGAGGCCUUUCCCUCCAUGACUGCCCAGGCUGUGCCUGGAGAGAACAGGACUGGGCUGUAGGAAGUGGGGCCAGAAAGGGGCCUUGGUGAUUGGCUUUGGCAGCUCAGCUGGCACUUGCUAAUGCUCUGGGAUUCUGUGCUAGCAGAUCGGGGGUGCCCACGAUUUCCUGUCAUUGGAGCUUGUGACUUUUCUAUUCAAGGCCCCACAACCUGCUCAGGCUGCCGACUGGCUUCCAGGAUGUGCCACUGGGUGUGUUCAGUAGGGACGGGUGGCUGCGAGACCUUAAGCAAGUAACAUUCUGAGUGCCUGCUUCCCCAUGGGGACCCACCACAUCUGCCCACAGCUGGCUGUUCUCUCU